AUGAGGCCGUCCCAGUUGCUAGCCGCGGUAGUGGCUCUCUCGUCUGUCACUGCCGCCACGUCCAAUGUCUUCGACAGCAUAAACGCGUUGGCAGAUGCCAAGCACAUGCUAUUUGCCCGACAAGACAACCAGGACGACAAGAGCAGCUCGGCGAAGGAGGCCUCGACCACAGAUGCUCCCAAGGAGACCGAUCAGGCGUCCGAGACCGACAAGCCAACAGCAACCAAGAGCGAUGCGAAGACGACCGCCAAGGACGCCAGCACGACCGACAAAGACUCGAGCGACAAGGCUUCUAAGACGACGAGCAAGGCCAAGGUCACCAACUUCGGCGCUGAUGUCCAAGCUGGAGGCAUCCAGAUGGUCACCCCGAACCCAUACUUAGGCGCCCAGUACUACAAGGUUGGCGAUUGGGUCACCUUCGCAUGGAACUACACUUCUCUCUCCAUCACACCCUCGGCCAUCGACAUCCUGGCCUCGUGCUCCGUCAACCAGCAGACCUACACCAUCGCUGUGAACCACUCUGUGCAAGCGACUGAUACUAUCUACUGGGACACCGGUGCCUACAAGAGCAGCCACCCUAACGGCCCCGAAUUCGUCAGUGAGACCUACACGCUGCUCAUUUACGAUGCCCAGUCCAGUGUCAGUGCUACUGCUAAGCCUGGCUACUUGGCUCCAUACAGCCAAUUCUACUUUGGCAUGUACACACCGCAGCCUUAUGUCAAUUGGUCUGAAUUCGAGUGCGCCAACUGCUUGAAGAACGACGCCUUCUCUAUCUUCGCGAGCGGCACGACCAAGGUUCUCUUCGUCACCUUUGGGACUACCAUCGCUUCCUUCCUGUACUUCGCCAUGGCUUUCGGCAUAAUAUGA
This is a messenger RNA of Didymosphaeria variabile, 867 nucleotides long. RefSeq lists its product as uncharacterized. The transcript is spliced from 3 exons. Lineage: Eukaryota; Fungi; Ascomycota; Dothideomycetes; Pleosporales; Didymosphaeriaceae. The coding region runs from base 1 to 867 and encodes 288 amino acids. The record is from RefSeq and is a predicted model, not a curated record.